UGUGGUGGUCGUCACGUAUAACAAAAAAUAUUAAUUAAUCUGUGUUUCUACCAUCUGUGUCUCUGCUCAAUGUAUUGAUUCAAAAUAUCGAAUAUCAAAUGGCCGAUGUAUCGAUAUUUCGAAAUAUCGCAUAUCGAUUCGAAUCGGAAGUCAAACCUACUAACCUAACCUCUAAACAUUGACGACAGACGUGACGCGGCGGCAGCGACGUCAGCGACCAGCGUCAGCGCAUUCACGCCGUGCACCGCGUCGAUUCAGGCUUAUCUCUGUUGGGCACGUGUACCAUUUUCUCGUAAAGUUGAAAAUAUUCACAGAAAAUGCAGGAACCUAUUAAAAUGGAGGUUGAUGACAGUAUAGUGAAAGAUGAAAAUAUCGAGGCUCCAGAAAUCAGUUACGAGGAAAAGCUACGAUUUGUGAAUUCUAUUUCCGAACCCAUGGCACCGAAGAAACUAACCAAAAAGAUUUACAAGUGUAUAAAGAAAGCAUCCAAACAUAAAACGUACCUGCGCAACGGUUUAAAGGAUGUACAAAAACAUCUUCGUAAAGGUGAAACAGGUUUGGUUGUCUUCGCCGGAGAUGUAUAUCCUAUAGAUAUUAUGUGCCACUUACCAAUUGUGUGCGAAGAUAAUGAUAUCCCCUAUUGUUUCACUCCAUCGAGAAUGGAUAUUGGUACAGCGAUGGGCAUGAAGCGCGGCAGUCUUAUGGUACUUAUAAAGGAACAUCCCGACUAUAAAGAUCUUUAUGACGAAAUUAAAACUACGAUGAAGCGACUUUCUGCAUCUCUAUAGUCUUUACGUUUAGGCUAAACUUGUAUAUUACAUACUUGUAAAAUUGUAUAUUGUAUUCUAAUUUUCUGAAAUUAAUCGAGAAUUAUCGACCGAUCUUUUUCGAACUGUGUUCUCUGUAAAUGUACAAUACAAUAUACAAAAUAAACUACAA
This is a messenger RNA of Temnothorax curvispinosus, 939 nucleotides long. It is a transcript of the gene NHP2, whose product is annotated as H/ACA ribonucleoprotein complex subunit 2-like protein. Lineage: Eukaryota; Metazoa; Arthropoda; Insecta; Hymenoptera; Formicidae. Gene Ontology annotation, cellular component: box H/ACA snoRNP complex. The coding region runs from base 318 to 788 and encodes 156 amino acids. Gene Ontology annotation, biological process: snRNA pseudouridine synthesis; rRNA pseudouridine synthesis. Gene Ontology annotation, molecular function: box H/ACA snoRNA binding. The record is from RefSeq and is a predicted model, not a curated record. The transcript has 3 exons.